Molecule: messenger RNA, 1951 nt
Organism: Phragmites australis (common reed)
Lineage: Eukaryota; Viridiplantae; Streptophyta; Magnoliopsida; Poales; Poaceae
Product: anthocyanin regulatory R-S protein-like
Exons: 9
Coding region: 183-1838 (551 amino acids)
Molecular function (GO): protein dimerization activity
Source: RefSeq, a predicted model, not a curated record
UAAGCCGCACAUGUGUCAAAGUCUUGCCCCGACACUUGAGAUCUGCAUCCUAUAUGUAGUGACCACUUAUUCUCUGCGACUGUGGUUGCCAUUGCCAAUAGUGCAUGUGGAUGUAUAUGCUUGGCACCUGAGCUAGCUCUUGGUCUACUGCUCAACUGCAUGAAGUUUGCUUCGGUGUGGCAAUGGCGCCAUCAGCUCUAGUUCAGGAAAAACCACAACCUGUGAAGCACUUGAGGAACCAGCUUGCUGCAGCCGUGAGGAGCAUCAACUGGAGUUAUGCCAUCUUUUGGUCAAUUUCAAGCAGCCACCAAGGAGUGCUGACAUGGAAGGACGGGUUCUACAACGGCGAGGUCAAGACGAGGAAGAUAAGCAACUCGAUGGAGCUGACGGCCGACCAGCUCGUCCUGCAGAGAAGCGAGCAGCUGCGGGAGCUCUACGAGUCCCUCUUGUCCGGCAAGUGCGACCACCGCGCGGCGCGGCCUGAAGCCUUUCUGUCGCCGGAGGACCUCGGGGACACCGAGUGGUACUACGUGGUCUGCAUGACCUACGCCUUCCGGCCUGGUCAAGGGUUGCCGGGCAAAAGCUUUGCGAGCAACGAACAUGUCUGGCUGUGCAACGCUCAUCUCGCGGAUGGCAAAACCUUCCCCCGCGCCCUCCUGGUAAAGAGCGCGUCCAUUCAGACAAUCGUCUGCAUCCCUCUCAUGAGUGGUGUGCUUGAGCUUGGAACCACUGCUUCGGUCCCAGAGGACCCAGACUUGGUAAACCGAACCACCACAUCUUUCAACGAACUGCAGUUUCCGGCAUGCACGGUGGACCCUUCAGAAAACCAAACCGUAGAUGCCAACAAUGUUAUCGUACUGCCCGAUGACUUGGAUCAAAAUGCCAUGGAAACAAUCAUAGCUGAGGGACGCGAGCUAGGUGAAGUCGAUUGCCUGUACAGUGCCAACAAUCUCGAGCAGAUCGCAAUGGAGAUCGAUGACUUCUCUAGCAUCUGGGACGAACUGGACAUGCAGCCUCUUGAGGAUAGUUGGAUCAUGGACGGCUCUUCUCUGGUGGCGGCGGCGGCGGCGGAGGCUACGCCUGGUGAUAGCUCUCGCGUGACGAGUUUUAUGGCUUGGACAAGAUCGGACUCCGAUGAACUGGCCGUGGCGGUCAUCGGAGAGCCACAGAAGUUGCUGAAGAAAGUGGUAGCCGGCGGAGCUUGGACGAACAAUGGUGGUGAACGCACCGCCAAGACAACCCAGGAAAGUGGCAUCAAGAACCAUGUCAUGUCAGAGAGAAGGCGUCGAGAAAAGAUGAACGAGAUGUUCCUGAUUCUCAAGUCAUUGGUUCCGUCCAUCCACAAGGUGGACAAAGUAUCCAUCCUUGAAGAAACAAUAGCGUACCUCAAAGAACUUGAGCAAAGGGUGCAAGAGCUGGAAUCCAGGAGGGAACCCAUCUCACACCCAGGCGAAACAACAAGGCUAAGGCGCCAUGACAAUGAGAUCACUGUGAAGAGAGUCUCUGCCAGAGCCAAGACGAAGAAGGCCUUGGAGCUCAGCGGUACUGACAUGGAGAGGGAGCACCACUGGGUCCUAUCCAAGGACGGCACGAGCAACGUUAACGUCACCGUCAUCGGCAUGGAAGUGCUGCUGGAGGUGCACUGCCGGUGGAAGGAGCUGCUGAUGACGCGAUUCUUCGACGCCUUCAAGGGCCUCCAUCUUGACGUUCUCUCGGUGCAGGCGUCGACAACGAAUGGUCUCUUGGGACUGAAGAUACAAGCUCAGUUUGCCAGUUCUACCGGCUUUGCGCCUGGGAUGAUCAGGGAAGCUCUUCAAAAAGCUAUAAGCACCUCUUAACGAAAUGUGCGCAAUGAUCCUUUUGCGUGCUCUUGUAACGCAAGUCUUUAAGGGACGGUUGAAAUAUUGAUUAUAUUGUAAUUGUCGAUAUAAGUUUAAUGGAUAUAUUUGCA